CUCGACCUUGCACACAAGCCGCCACCAUGACGGACAGCAGCAGCGAACUCAAGGUGCUCGUGACGCUCUCUCGUCACGGAAGCCGCGCGCCCAACGCGAUCGCCAAGCGGCUGUGUCCCAAGAACGCCGCCAACGCGCAGGCGUACCAAGUGCCGCCGGCCCAGCUCACGGAGAAGGGCAUGGAGCAACUCCGCCUCGCCGGCGACCACAUCCGGCACGAGUACGUCGAGCGCCAGAAGUUUCUGUCGCCGUCGAUUGCCGGCCCCGAGCGACUGCAUUUCGAGACGUACUUCCGCGCUGACUCGGCCGACCGCUGCGGCCAGAGCGCGCUCUCGCUCGGCUACGGCCUGUACCCGGACAAGACGGGCCCGAAAGGCUUUUCGAAACAGCCCAUCGCGAUCUACAUGCAGCUCCUUCAGAACGAACACGAGUUUGCCGCGACCGAAGGGCCGUGCGCAGCCGUCGCCAAGGCCGACGACCUCCGCUACGAGCAGAGCCGCGCGCAGGACCUCCUCCGCGAGAAGAAGGCGCUUCUCGACACUGUUGGUGCGCUCUGCGGCGUGGACAUUCCGUCGAUCCCAAGCAUGCCCCACGGCGAAGACGUCAUCACGGGCAUCAAGGACAUUGCCGACGCCUUCACCUUUGACGCACAAGCCGGCCUCCCGCCGUUGCCGGGCCUCACGCCGGAGGUUCGCGCCGAGAUGGAGCAGCUCGCGUUCACGAACCUCAUGGAGCGCUACUACUCGACGCCCGAGCAAGUCACGUACUGGGUCGGCGGGUUCGGCGACCUCUUGCUUAAGAACCUCAACCAAGCGACGCAGCCGACACCGCUCGCAUACAAGUACUACUCGUACCACGGGCACCGCGAGCUGCUCCACGGCCUCGGCAAGCUGCUUGGCUGGGACUUUCACUUUGACGGCCUCCCGGUGGCGCUCAACACAUCCUCGCUGCACCCCGGCACGACCAUGACGUUUGAGGUCCGCGAGCGCAAGAGCCACCUCUUUGUCAAUACGUUUGUGUGGUCGCCUCAAACCGGCCGCGACGCUGUGCGGCUCACCAAGUGCUCGGCGAUGGACUGCCCCCUCGACGAGUUCAAUGGCAUCUUCAAGUCGCAGCUGGAACUCACGGGCUCGUACCUCGAUAUUUGCGCGCCAAAGGACACGCUGGCGACGAGCUCCGUCGACGACGGCGCGGCGAUCGAGGACUACGACUCGAUUCUGCUCACGGUCGCGCCUUUCAUCGCCCUCGUGGUGUUUGUGGCCAUGGCCAUCCACAGUGCCACCCGCCGCACCCAGCGCCACGUCGAGUACCGUGGGCUGCCAUAA
This is a messenger RNA of Saprolegnia parasitica CBS 223.65, 1325 nucleotides long. RefSeq lists its product as hypothetical. The record is from RefSeq and is a predicted model, not a curated record. NCBI's taxonomy places the organism in Eukaryota, Oomycota, Saprolegniomycetes, Saprolegniales, Saprolegniaceae. Gene Ontology annotation, biological process: dephosphorylation. The transcript has a single exon. The coding region runs from base 27 to 1325 and encodes 432 amino acids. Gene Ontology annotation, molecular function: phosphatase activity.